This is a messenger RNA of Acanthisitta chloris (rifleman), 1160 nucleotides long. RefSeq names its product [Pyruvate dehydrogenase (acetyl-transferring)] kinase isozyme 1, mitochondrial. Gene Ontology annotation, cellular component: mitochondrion. The transcript is spliced from 11 exons. Gene Ontology annotation, biological process: regulation of glucose metabolic process; protein phosphorylation. Gene Ontology annotation, molecular function: pyruvate dehydrogenase (acetyl-transferring) kinase activity. The record is from RefSeq and is a predicted model, not a curated record. The coding region runs from base 30 to 1160 and encodes 376 amino acids. NCBI's taxonomy places the organism in Eukaryota, Metazoa, Chordata, Aves, Passeriformes, Acanthisittidae.
ACUCGCGCUUCUCCCCCUCGCCGCUCUCCAUGAAGCAGUUUCUGGACUUCGGAUCUGAAAAUGCUUGUGAAAAGACUUCAUUUAUGUUCCUGCGACAAGAGUUGCCUGUGAGACUGGCAAACAUAAUGAAGGAGAUCAGCCUGCUUCCAGACAACCUCCUGAGAACACCCUCAGUUCAGCUGGUGCAGAGCUGGUAUGUGCAAAGUCUUCAGGAGAUCCUUGACUUUAAGGACAAAAGCUCAGAAGAUUCGGGGGCUAUUCAUAGUUUCACAGAUACCGUGAUAAAGAUCAGGAAUCGCCACAACAAUGUAAUUCCUACGAUGGCUCAAGGAGUAAUAGAGUACAAGGAGAGUUUUGGCAUUGAUCCAGUGACCUCGCAGAACGUGCAGUAUUUCUUAGACCGUUUCUACAUGAGUCGCAUUUCAAUCAGAAUGCUCCUUAACCAGCACUCUUUACUGUUUGGUGGGAAGAUUAAUCCAGCUCAUCCAAAACACAUUGGAAGCAUCGAUCCUAACUGCAAUGUUGUUGAAGUUAUUAGAGAUGGCUAUGAAAGUGCCAAGAGACUUUGUGAUUUAUAUUACAUGAGUUCUCCAGAACUCAUCCUGCAAGAGUUGAAUGCUAAAUCACCAGGACAGCCCAUGCAAGUGGUGUAUGUGCCAUCACAUCUCUAUCACAUGGUUUUUGAACUUUUCAAGAAUGCAAUGAGAGCCACCAUGGAACAUAAUGCUGAUCACUGCAUUUAUCCUGCAAUUCAUGUACACGUCACGUUGGGAAAUGAGGAUUUAACUGUGAAGAUGAGCGAUCGUGGUGGUGGUGUUCCUAUGAGGAAGAUAGACAGACUGUUCAACUACAUGUAUUCAACAGCACCACGUCCUCGUGUUGAGACCUCACGAGCUACACCUUUGGCUGGAUUUGGUUAUGGCUUACCCAUUUCACGUCUGUAUGCACAGUACUUCCAAGGAGACCUGAAACUCUAUUCCUUAGAAGGCUAUGGUACAGAUGCAGUUAUUUACAUAAAGGCCUUAUCAACAGAAUCAAUUGAAAGACUCCCUGUGUAUAACAAGGCAGCCUGGAAGCAUUAUAAAGGAAACCACGAAGCAGAUGAUUGGUGUGUCCCAAGCAGUGAGCCAAAGGACAUGACCACUUUUCGCAGCAUAUAG